This is a messenger RNA of Jaculus jaculus (lesser Egyptian jerboa), 6468 nucleotides long. It is a transcript of the gene Znrf3, whose product is annotated as zinc and ring finger 3. The record is from RefSeq and is a predicted model, not a curated record. Lineage: Eukaryota; Metazoa; Chordata; Mammalia; Rodentia; Dipodidae. The transcript is spliced from 9 exons. The coding region runs from base 1 to 2799 and encodes 932 amino acids. Gene Ontology annotation, molecular function: ubiquitin protein ligase activity; frizzled binding. Gene Ontology annotation, biological process: Wnt receptor catabolic process; negative regulation of canonical Wnt signaling pathway; ubiquitin-dependent protein catabolic process.
AUGAGGCCGCGCUCGGGCGGGCGCCCAGGGGCCCCGGGCUGCCUCCUCCUCCUCCUCCUCCGUCUCUUCCACCACCUCCGCCCCGGCCCCGGCGUCCGGCGUCUACCGCCGCCUCCACCUCCACCGUUGCCGUUGCUGCUCGGGUUACUGCUGGCGGCCUCCGGGCCCGGCUCGGCGCGGGCCAAGGAGACGGCGUUCGUGGAGGUGGUGCUGUUCGAGUCGAGCCCGAGCGGAGACUACACCACCCACACCACCGGACUCACGGGCCGCUUCUCCAGGGCCGGGGCCAUGCUCAGCGCCGAAGGCGAGAUCGUGCAGAUGCACCCGCUGGGCCUGUGUAACAGCAACGAUGAAGAGGACCUGUAUGAGUAUGGCUGGGUGGGCGUGGUGAAGCUGGAGCGGCCGGGGCUGGACCCCAAACCAUGCCUCACGGUCCUGGGCAAGGCCAAGCGAGCAGUACAGCGAGGAGCCACUGCCGUCAUCUUUGAUGUGUCUGAAAACCCCGAAGCCAUCGACCAGCUGAACCAAGGCUCAGAAGACCCGCUGAAGAGGCCAGUGGUAUAUGUAAAGGGAGCAGACGCCAUCAAGCUGAUGAACAUUGUCAACAAGCAGAAAGUGGCUCGAGCAAGGAUCCAGCACCUCCCUCCUCGACAGCCCACCGAGUACUUUGACAUGGGCAUCUUCCUGGCCUUCUUCGUUGUGGUCUCCUUGGUCUGCUUCAUCCUCCUGGUCAAAAUCAAGCUGAAGCAGCGGCGAAGUCAGAAUUCCAUGAACAGGCUAGCCGUGCAGGCUCUGGAGAAGAUGGAAACCAGAAAGUUCAACUCCAAGAGCAAGGGACGCCGGGAAGGGAGCUGCGGGGCCCUGGACACACUCAGCAGUAGCUCCACGUCUGACUGUGCCAUUUGCCUGGAGAAGUACGUCGAUGGAGAGGAGCUCCGGGUCAUCCCCUGUACUCACCGGUUCCACCGGAAGUGUGUGGACCCCUGGCUGCUGCAGCACCACACGUGCCCCCACUGUCGGCACAACAUCAUAGAGCAAAAGGGAAACUCAGGCACCGUGUGUGUGGAGACCAGUAGCCUCGCACGAGGUCGGCAACAGAGGGUGACCCUGCCAGUACAUUACCCGGGCCGUGUGCACAGGACCAAUGCCAUCCCAGCCUACCCGACCAGGACGAGCAUGGACGCACACGGGAACGCCGUCACACUGCUGACCAUGGACCGGCAUGCGGAUCAGAGCCUCUACUCCCCACAGACGCCUGCCUACAUCCGCGGCUACCCGCCCCUGCACCUGGACCACGCCCUGGCGCCGCACCGCUGCGGCCUGGAACACCGGGCCUACUCGCCAGCCCACCCCUUCCGCAGGCCCAAGUUCAAUGGCCGCAGCUUCUCCAAGGCAGCUUGCUUCUCCCAGUAUGAAACCAUGUACCAACACUACUACUUCCAGGGCCUCAGUUACCCAGAGCAGGAGGGCCAGCCAGUGCCCGGCCUCCCACCCCGGGGCCCAUCCCGUGCCUUCCCACCUAACGGUGGCAGCAGCCUGCUCUUCCCCACCGUGGUGCACAUGGCCCCGCCCUCCCACCUGGAGAGUGGCAGCACGUCCAGCUGCAGCUGCUACCACGGCCACCGCUCGGUGGGCAGCGGCUACCUGGCUGACUGCCCGGGCAGCGACAGCAGCAGCAGCAGCUCUGGCCAGUGCCGCUGUUCCUCCAGUGACUCCGUGGUAGACUGCACAGAGGUCAGCAACCAGGGCGUGUAUGGGAGCUGCUCCACGUUCCGCAGCUCCCUCAGCAGUGACUACGACCCCUUCAUUUACCGCAGCCGGAGCCCCUGCCGCACCAGUGAGGCGGGCCGCUCGGGCCGCGGCCCUGCCGUGGACCCCGAGGGCUCCCCGCCACCAGAGGAGCCCCCUGCGGCACACAGUCACUGCGCUGGGCAGGGAGAGCCGUGGCAGGGCCCUGCCUCUCCCUCGGGGGAACAGCUGUCCACGUGCAGCCUGGAGAUGAGCUACAGCAGCAACUCCUCGCUGGAACACAGAGGGCCCAAUAGCUCUACCUCAGAAGUGGGGCUCGAGGUUUCCCCUGGGGCCACCUUGGACCUCAGGAGGACCUGGAAAGGGGACCCAGAGGGGCCAUCGUGUGCCUGCUGCUAUGAGCCUCAGCCCUCCACACUGGGGCCCGGGGCAGGAGCAGUCGGGGGUGGCAGCGCCUUGUUCCUGGGUCCCCUGCUCCUUGAGGGCUGCAGCCCUACAGGUGGGGAGCCCCAACCAGGGAGCUCCCAGAGCCUGUAUGGUCUCCACCCAGACCAUUUGCCAAGGACAGAUGGGAUGAAAUAUGAGGGCCUGCCCUGCUGCUUCUAUGAAGAGAAGCAGGUGGCCCACGGAGGGGGCGGCGGCGGGGGCUGUCACGCCGAGGACUACUCAGUGAGCGUGCAGUACACACUCGCCGAGGAGCCCCCGCCCAGCCUCUGCGCGGGGGCCCGGGACCUGAGCCAGCGUAUCCCCAUCAUUCCAGAGGACGUGGACUGUGAUGUGGGCCCAGCUCCAGACUGCCACAGCCCCUGGGGUGGGCCGUUGGGCCUGGAUGCCCCACAGCCCCACUGGGGCCUGGGGACAGCACAGGAAGAGGAGCGGGCUCCAUGCUACCAGGCAGAGGUACCACUGCAAACUGGCUGCCCUCCAGAGGAGGCUGGUGCCAUCAAGGCUAGCCUCCCCAGUGCCCCCCAGGACACUCAGGAGUCCCCUGCCCCAGCCACUGAGGCUGCAGGACCAGGAUCUCGCCCAGGCAGCGGUACGGGAGCUUGAGCUCAGAAAGAACUCUUACCUGGAAAUCGGGAACUGUACGGAGACUCCAAACCCUGACUUCCUUCAAAAUACAGAACAACAGCAGGAAAAAAAAAUUUUUUUUUAGCUUUUGACAUACACAAAAGUGGUAAUAAAGAGAGCCCUCCUCGCCCCAAAAUGUGAGCCACCUGUGGUACCUGCCCCACCCCCCCUCAGCAAACCAACAGACGACAUCUUUUGAGUCCUUUGCCUCUAGAUAAUAUGUUACUCUGUUUUGUAAAGUGUGUGCUUGGGGUUCUGAGGUGUGUGGGAUUGAGUUCUCUGCUUUGUUUUUUUAAGACAUUAUAUGUAAAUGUAAAAAGUUAUUUAUAUAUUUUAAAAAGAAAACCCUAACCACCAACUUUUGUUGAAAAAGGAAAAAAAAAAAAUCACUGCUGCAUUAAAUGAACCACGUCAUGUGUCAAUACUGUCGCCUCCCUGGAGGGACCUCAGGCCUUUGUAAAGCUCAGGGCUUCACCUGCCUUAGGAGAUGAACCAGAAACUUGAAGCUAGUUGAUAUGGGUACACGCGCCGAGGGACAUGCAAAGCUGCCUCCUUUCUCAUGACAAGGUUGGAUGUACAGGGCCACGCCGCCCCUGCCCGCACCUGUAGGCAGGUGAUGGGAAUGGCCAGGAACAGGCGGAAAAGUCCGCAGCACUGGGGAACUGGAGUCAAGCCAUCGAUUGCCACCAAAGCCCGGGGGUGGGGGACGAUUCCUGCUCCGUAUCCUCUGUCCCUUUGGGUCAUCCCGAGUAAAGCAAGAGUUCUUGGUCCAGCAGCAGUGUUCCCAGGCUCCUGUACCUGAACUCUGACCCCUGGGGUAGGAAGAAGAAACGUCCCCGUCACCCCCAAGUGGUCUGACUUUGCACCUGUUUUGAACUUCCUGCCACUGGGUACAGGGAUGCUGGGUUGGGGGAGGGGGGCAGACACCCAGGAAGAAUGUAGUUCUGUGGCCUUGGCUUCCAGUGGGGUUGGAGAACAGCGCUCUCCACUCACCCAGCAGUGCCCCUCCCCUGCCUUGCAGAAAGGCAGGGGCCUGCUGAGCUCAUGUGUCUGCGGGGGGGCAGCCAUGCCCCCUUCCCCCGCCCCCUGCUGCUUCCUUGGCCUGUCUUCCUGGGGACACCUGCUUGACCCCGUGGAGUUGUGCACUGAGCUCUGAGCUCCAUCCGAAGGGAUUUCUCCCCACCCUGUCCCCCUGCCCGGCCAGCACCGCUUCAGGGUCAGUCAGCCCUCUGCCUGGAGCUGACCUCACUCUCGCCCACACAUGUGCACUAGCCCGUCUGCCUGAUGCACUAUCCUAUUACAUACUGUUAACCUCCAUGAGGCAGACUACCAGAUAGUUUAGACCCAACCAGUAGGCUUUUGUGUAUUUUUCCAGCCUUUUUCUUUUAAGGGAGCGGGAGAGUUUUUGCUUUGUUUUUUUUAAAGAAGUUUCAUUUUUAAAAGGGAGAAUCUAUUUAAAAUUACUUCAGGGAAUGUCAUCCUUUUUGUUCGAUGUAGUCCUUGUUCUUUAAAAACAAAAAAAGGAAAUAAUCAGACUAGCCCUGUGAUCACUAACUCUUCUGGUCACGUUUAUUCCUUUACUUAGCAGGAUGCCUAUUGCCAUUAGAGAGCGUUCAGCCCAUUGGGUGUAAAAAAAAAAACCAUUUGUAGACCGGGAACUUUGGGCCCAUCAUGAGUUACCAGGCGAUAACCCUUCUUGGGUCAGGCUCCUAGGAAGUCAGCCCAAGGUCCACACUGGACAGAAUACUUUGGGUUCUUUUUUUUUUUUUUAAUUCCAGCCCCUGAGGGGAUUUGCUUAUCUCUAGCCAAGAAUCCACAGAAGAAAACCCCAGUAUCAAAGGAUCCAGCCAUUUGUCAUUUAGGAAGUUGCUGUGGCCUCUGGGAUAUAGUCCCUUAGGGACUUCCCCCCACCCACCCCCCUCCCGGCUGUCCCCAGCACACCUGUUGGUGAGGGUGGGAGAAGGGCCUAAGCCGUUGCUAUGUGAUCAGGGUUGCCUGUAGUUCCAGGGCCAGGAGUGGCAGCUGCGAAGGACUAUCGCCUGCAUUGCUUGGUUCAGGAAAGGCAGGGAUACGGCUUUUAACAUGAGCUGCCAGACGCAGAGAUGUUUAUUGUUACUGCUUUCGUUUUUAUUUAUUUAUAUAUUUUUUUGCGCAUAUACUCUUGGUCUGAAACCAGGAACCCCCGCCCCCAAAAAAAGCGUCUUUGUUUUGCUCUGGCUCGAAAACCACUUCUCAAGCAUGCCUUAAGUAGUAAACAGAGAUCUGACUGCCCCUGGCCUAGUUAGAAUAAAUACUUCCAGCUUUCAUUUGAAAGAACGAUAACUUCAGAUGGCAGAAGAAGCACAUUUAGGGCUGGAGAGAUGGCUCAGCAGUUAAGGCAUUUACCUGCGAAGUCUAAGGACCCAAGUUCAAUUCAUCAGUACCCACAUAAGCCAGAUGCACAAGGUGGUGCAUGCGUCAAAUUUGUGUGCAGUGGCUAGAGGCCCAGCAUGCCCAUUCUCUCUCUCUCUCUCUCUCUCUCUCUCUCAUGAAAAGAACAUUUAAUUUUUACAGCUUAUUGGUAAUAAAAACAAAAGGGAAAGUUUAGAAAUGUAAACCACCAUCAGCUUUUGUGUUACCUCACCAUACAGGGAGUUCAACUUGUAUCGCCAUUUAAGUCAAAAGAUUGCUAACUUUGAAGUUCUAAGGCUACGAUUCUGGUGAAAAAUAUCUUUUUGGUGGAACUUCAGUGGUGUGUGGUAGUUAGAUAGCCAUGGAAAAGGAACACCCCACUUCCCACUGGGAACCACUGCACCCCCUAAGCAGGAUGUGGUCUUGUGGCCCAGCUUUGGGUGUAAGACAGCCGUGUCAACUAUAGGGUUUCCAGGACCAGCUGAACACGGAAGUUUAGGCGUUCUAGCUGAUGAUGUAUCUGUGGUCACAGCCAUCCCCAGUCAGCUGACUUUGAUCCCCUUCCCCUUCUUCCCAGGCCAUUUGACUAAUGUCCAUCUGCUGUCCCAUGGCUCAGACUCUUCCUUACGUGCUUCUGCUCUCAAAGUUCACACAGAACUGAUGCUUUUAAAAUGUGGUCUACAAAAGAAGUAUCAAUCAAGAGUACCAUUGUUUAAAUUGAACUGCCUUUUUCUAUUCUUUAUAUAAACUAUUUGUAUUGUGUUGGCCUAACAAGCCAUUAUCUUAAAACGUUUUUUAAAAGAAAAGAAAUUCUCCCAUAGCACUUAAGAGAUAUUCUGUAAAAAGAAAAAACAAAAACAAAAAAAAAAAACUUUGUUGUAAAGAGUUUUGUAAUAAAAUGGUCUAAGGGCUCUUUUUUCAACAUUACCAUUUAAAAAAAAAAAGUUUUAAAAGCUAGAAGACAACUUAUGUAUAUUCUGUAUAUGUAUAGCAGCACAUUUCAUUUAUGGAAAUAUGUUCUCAGAAUAUUUAUUUACUAAUAUAUUUAUCUUAAGCCAUGUCUUAUGUUGCGAGUGUGACAUUGUUGAAAUAAUCAUUGAAAAUGACUAACAUGAGGCCCUGUAAAUACAUGAUAAUUGCACACAGAUUUUACAUAUUUGCAGACCAAAAAUGAUUGAAAACAAGUUGUAGUCUUCUAUGGUUUUGUAACAAAUUGUACAAAUGACUGUAAAAAAAGAAAUACAAUUUUAUCAAGUA